AUGGCGAGCGACGAGUCGCUGGACGCGUUCGCCGGGAAAAUCAGCGGCAUGGCGGCGCGCUACACCGGGCUUGGGGCGACGCUCGACGACGUGGCGAUGGUGAAGAAACUCCCGGACUGCGUCCCGGAUCGGCUGUACGCGGCGGUCGCCGGAAUGGAGCAGUUCUGCGACUUGAACUCACUGCUCUUCGAGGACGCACUCGGGCGCCUGAAGGCGUUCGACGAGCGGCUGCGUCGGCGAGGACAGGCAGGCGGCGAGGGCGUGGACGGGCAGCUGCUGUACACCGCGGCACAGUGGCGUGCGCGCGAGCGGCGUCGAGGAGGUGCGCGGGACAACGACGACGACGACAACGCGCGCAGCAACGCAUCGGGCUUCGGAGGCAACCGGCGAGGGCGCUGCUACAAAUGCGGUGAUCGCGGCCACUUCAAGCGGGAGUGCCCGCUGAUGAAGAAGGCGCCGGUGGCGGAGCAUGCGAUGGUGGUGGACGCCGGCGUCGAGGACGGUGGCCUAUUCUGA
Messenger RNA from Aegilops tauschii subsp. strangulata, 516 nucleotides. RefSeq lists its product as uncharacterized. Gene Ontology annotation, molecular function: zinc ion binding; nucleic acid binding. The record is from RefSeq and is a predicted model, not a curated record. NCBI's taxonomy places the organism in Eukaryota, Viridiplantae, Streptophyta, Magnoliopsida, Poales, Poaceae.